Molecule: messenger RNA, 3546 nt
Organism: Aaosphaeria arxii CBS 175.79
Lineage: Eukaryota; Fungi; Ascomycota; Dothideomycetes; Pleosporales
Exons: 4
Coding region: 472-3075 (867 amino acids)
Biological process (GO): regulation of DNA-templated transcription
Cellular component (GO): nucleus; chromatin
Molecular function (GO): histone H3K36 methyltransferase activity; protein binding
Source: RefSeq, a predicted model, not a curated record
UCCCCUCAAGCAUUAUAACGAACCAAACCGAAUUGUUUAUAUAAAAUAGAUGCUACAGUGGCCCAUACUCUAACCUGUCUUUCUUGAAUAUACACCUGCCCUUGCAAUCUGUGCCAAAGUUAGGGCGGCGUUGGGGUCAUCAGGUUUGGAGGCGGCUAAUUGGUGCUCCUGGGAGGUCCUGACAGGUCUUGGCUAGCGGGCAUGUUUACUUUCAGGACCUGGACUCCCUUCCCUGGAUUUAUAUCGACAUCAACCAGUCGUGGGCUACCACUCUCCAAUUCACGGUAUAACUCUUCGUGUACUCACGUCUGAGUGUUCGCUACCGUGUUUGGGGCCGUUGGUCACCGGUCGCGUCCACACUUUCGCAGUGUAGCCCGGGAAUCCGCGAGACUCUCACACCUCACAUCGCGUUCACUUCGCUCCUCCCUUUCUCCUCAACCACCUUCCCACAACACUUCAUCUCUGACUAUCAUGGCGGACCGUGACGCAUCUCCCGCGUCCGACUCGUCUCAAUCGUCUUGCAUCGCCGUCGCAGUGGACGAAAAUCCCGCUCCUCGCUCGUCCAUCAGCGCGUCGCCCCCUACCUCAACCCCUCCCACAAGCCUCGGAGACGAGCACAGCGUUACUUCUUACGUGGCAAAGAUGGAGACGCACGUCGAUGUCCAAGAAGAAGCUUCGGUACCUCAAGAAAUUAUCGAAUCGCCAGACACGCCGCAACCGACUCCGGAGGCGCCGCAGAGCGAGGGUAGGCGUUCCGCGCGCCGCUCUCGCGCGUCCGUCUCAACUUACAACGUCCAAAUCCUCGCUGGAACCGCGAUCCACACGCCCACGAAAUAUCUAGAGAAGCAUCACAAGAAUGUUUUACACGGUCCGGCCCCCACUCCCGCGAAUAACGAGGUCACUCCUAGGAAAAGAGGCAUUAAAUCAGAGCCCAAGGAGUUCGAUGACCCUGCGGAGGAACAACUUGCAACGGAAGCUGCGCAGGCUGCACAGCGACGUAAAUCGUCGCGUGUCGACCUUCGCCGUGAGGCAAUCCGCAAUUUGGCCGCGGUCGGAGAAGCUGUGGCGCACAAGGGACCAGGGCUUCUGUCUGGCGUGAAGAACAAGGUUCAACACGCUUUGAAGAGCAACACAGUCCGCGCAAAGGACACCAAAAAAUCAACACCAAAGUCAUCACGCAAGCGUCCUCGUGCCUCCAAAGCCGCCGAGACAGAAGAGGAGACCGAAGAGGAGGACGAAGAAGAGGAAGAAGAGGAGUAUGUUGUGCCCGUGACGAAAAAAUGGCUUCAGCAAGGUCUGUACGUCGGGCAACACCGCGAUUUCGACGCGAGAUUGUCUGAAGCUCAGAACCGAAUUCGGAGGCGAGCAAGUAAGAAGACGGAGAACAAGCACCUGCCCCUUCCUAUGUUUGCUGGCGAACGUAUGAUGAGCGGAGACUUUCAACGUGACUUCAAACUUCCAUUCGAUGUUUACAAUCCACUACCCCGCAAGGUGAAAGUGGAUGGUUGGGGAAAGUUAUCAAAGAAUCGAUUCAUUGGCGAGGCUUCCUCAUUGUGGAAACAGGAGAAGCAAGACAACUCCACCUGCUACUGCGAGCCUGAAGACGGUUGCCUCGAGACCUGUCACAACCGCAUCAUGGCUUAUGAAUGUGAUAGCACUAAUUGUAGACUCACUCCGGAGCAAUGUGGCAAUCGUCCCUUCGCGCAACUUAAAAAACGCGCCAAGGGCAAUGGCUACGAUUACGGUGUUGAGGUACAGGAAACGGAAGAUCGCGGCUACGGUGUUCGGGCCAUGAGGACCUUCGAGCCACACCAGAUCAUUGUUGAGUAUGCCGGAGAAAUCAUCACCCAGGCUGAGUGCGAGCGACGCAUGAAGCAGAUUUACAAGAAAGACAAAUGUUACUAUCUCAUGAGCUUCGAUAAUAAGAUGAUUAUCGAUGCCACCCGUGGAACCAUCGCACGAUUCGUUAACCAUUCUUGUGAGCCGAACUGCGAGAUGAUCAAGUGGACCGUGGGUUGUGAACCCCGCAUGGCUCUCUUUGCCGGUAGUCGCGGUAUCAUGACCGGAGAAGAGUUGACCUAUGACUAUAAUUUUGAUCCCUUUUCCUCGAAGAACAUCCAGGAGUGUCGCUGCGGAACGAGGUCAUGUCGUGGUGUUUUGGGACCAAAACCAAAGCACCAGCCAACCCAGGAGAAAUCAAUGGUGUCCUCCUUGGUGGCGGGCACAAAGCGCAAGCUACAGGAAGUAUUUGGGUCAGGUCGUGGCUCUCGUAGCGCUCCAAAUUCUCCGAAGAAGCGCAAGAUCAGCGCAAUUGGGUCUGCUGCUCUGGCCAAGGCCAGGAACGCCCUCGCAGAGACUGCUGCCGUCCGCUCUCAAGCUGAGAGGGACAAUGCAGAGGUCGCGGCUCAGAGAGCCUCUCGUGAGAACCGAGCCCUGCGAAGGUCGUCAUCGAUGACCUUGUCAUCACGACGUUCGCUAAUUCGCAAGGCUACCCGCCAUUCUUUGCCUUCGCUCACGGCAUCUCGCCAGACCACAGUGAGCAUCAAACGUCGAACCCCCAAGCCCAUGUCAAAACCAGGAGCCUUGAAGCCCAUCAAAAGCCUUCAGUCAAUGCUAAAGCGCAAUACGCCCACGCUGCAAGCAAAGAAACUCCUCCCGGCUGCUUCUAAGACCCCGGGCAGUCCUGCCAAAGACGUGGACUCUGAUUCAGAUGGCUCACCCAAUAUCACACCUGCAUCUCUACGGAGCGCCUCGAGAAAGAACUUUACGCAGUCGAAGCUCCCCUUCAAGCCUUUGAAGUUGGAUGGUCUGUCAACACCAGAAGGGUCGGAUUCCAUGGCAUUUCCAGAAUCUGACGAUGAGGAUGCCGCCAAUGAGUUCGGCUCAGUGGCCAAUGGUGGAAUCAAGGGGCCCAAGUCGCCCAAGUCGCCCAACUCUCGCAAUGCAACUUCGGUCAUGAAGAACACUCUAUCACGCAGCAUUCGAGGUACUAAGCGCGCUGUGGGUACUGCGAGGGCCAUUGGAGAGGGUCCGAGUAAGAGCACUAUCCGCAUGAUUACUGGUGUCGAGGCAUGAGCGGGUGGCUUCGUUCCCUUUUAUGGAGAGAUUUGCGCAGAAGGAGAUGUAUUCUGAGACAGUAUGGUAUAUGGUAUUUGUUUUACGAGGGUUUGACGUACACACUGCAGUCUAUUCAACAUUCGGUUCCAGGCGUCACAUGUAUGCAAUUGUGCUUGACUUUGUAUACUGGGAGCAUACGCUUUACAUGCAUAUGUGGUACGGAGCAUAGCGGUGUUCUAUUCCAUCGUUCCAGUCGAUUUCCUUGUUCUCUAUGGGGGGCAGCUGGGGAGGUUGGAGAUGAAGAUGACGGUGGUGACCUUCCUUUCCUUUCCCUUUCCUCUUCUAUGGAUGGUACCUGUUUAUCUUAUUCCUAUUUUCGAUUGCUUUUCCAGGCAUGUUUGGGGAUCGUUCGCAAUGGUAGCUUUGCAGUAUUAGUUUCCAGAAGUUUAGCUGGGUAUGUCCGCGCUCUAUAAUACAAAAUAUGUUUAC